Molecule: messenger RNA, 4979 nt
Organism: Zalophus californianus (California sea lion)
Lineage: Eukaryota; Metazoa; Chordata; Mammalia; Carnivora; Otariidae
Gene: SF3B1
Product: splicing factor 3b subunit 1
Exons: 22
Coding region: 1503-4979 (1158 amino acids)
Biological process (GO): spliceosomal complex assembly
Cellular component (GO): U2-type prespliceosome; U12-type spliceosomal complex; U2 snRNP
Molecular function (GO): mRNA binding
Source: RefSeq, a predicted model, not a curated record
UAAGUUGUCUUUAGCCCUUUGAUUUUUUUUGGCAUGCUUAUGAAUUUGCUUUUCUUUUUUAAAAUCCCCCUUAUUAUAGAUUUGUAUAGAUUUGGUUGAAGUCACAGAUGCCAUAUUCUUCAUCUUUAUAAUGCAAGUUUUCUUUCCAGGUAGAAGGACAAGAAAAUAAUGAGCCAAUGCCAUAGAAACGCAAAGGGUUAAAGGUUUUUCUUUUACUUUUGUUUUGGGUACGCUUUCUAUACUUUGAACAAAUGUGUUUUUCUGCUCAAAAUACUUUCAAGCUAUUGAAAGUUUUCAUUCCAAAUCCUAGACUUUUGGGCUUGUUACUUUUGAGAAACUGUUUCUCACAUUAGAGCUCCCCCCAUAUUGCUCUAAAUAUAGUUUAGUAAAUGCACCUAUUUUGCUCUAAGCAUACUUAAAAGUUAAAACAAAAGUAUGUAUACAAAGACUUUGAUAUUUUUAAUAGUUGGAGUCUGUUUUGCUAAUUUUAGUGUGCAGGUCAGCACAAGGGGCAUAGUGAGUGAGCCUGAUGGAAGCUUUCCUCAGGUGAGUUUCAAAAUCAGAAUUAGGUGCCUGUUUCUUAGAAUUAGAUUCUGCUGCAGGUUUACAAAUUAGACUUUCAGCCUGCAUGAAUUAGUAGGGAUAUUCUUUUUUUACUUGCAUAAUUGUAAUUGAUUUAAACAUGUAUGUCAGAAUUCACAGGCCCAUACUAACUGUCCUUAAUUUCUUUCCUACAGCAGUACUGCUAUAUGCCAGUCCUGUCUGCAUUCUUAAGGGUGCAGUUCAACACAUCCUCUCUAGAUUAUGGUGAAAAAGUAUUCCAAAGGAAGUCUUAUCAGAGCUAGUGUCAGAAAGAAUGACACUAUCAAUUGGGCAUGAUCUUCAGCAUAGGAAAUGUCUUAGAAUUUUAUUAUUUUUUCCUAAAUUGUGAUGCUAUACUACUGGUAUAGCUGAUUAUCACAUUUCUAAAACAUAGUGUGCCUCUGUGAAUCUUGUUCUGUACUGUUUGGGCUUCUUUAAGAUAUUCUGAAGUUUGAAAGCAAAUACUGAAACUUGAACCAAGAGACUAACACAUCUCUUUGUACACCACUUUUCUUCUGUGUGAAACAUAACCGGUAGAAGUAAUAUAUUUCAAGUAAUAUGUUUCCAGUUGUAAUUUUUACUUUCUAAGAAAAUAAAAAUGUUUUUGGGUCAACAAAACUUAAAAAGAAUGAAGCCCUUUUUAGUAACAUGACAUCAGAGUAAGAUUAUAGGUGUAUUUUAAAAGUCAGAUUUUCUAAACUAUAACUUUUAGAACAUUGUAUGGAGAACUUAUCUAGUUAUAGUUAUUUGUAGUCAGGAUUUUAACAGCUUGCAACAGGUAAUGUUUUGAAUAUAAAUAUCUUUCCAAAGUGUUACUAAUGGUAAAGAGAUAAUUUUCUAGGCUUCUAUUCUGCUGCUUGAAGUCAGAACUGCUGAUGGAGACAAAGGCACGAAAGUGAGGGAAGACCCCUGAUCCUAAAAUGAAUGCUAGGACUUACAUGGAUGUAAUGCGAGAACAGCAUUUAACUAAAGAAGAGAGAGAAAUUAGGCAGCAGCUAGCAGAAAAAGCUAAAGCUGGAGAACUAAAAGUUGUCAAUGGAGCAGCAGCAUCCCAGCCUCCCUCAAAACGAAAACGGCGUUGGGAUCAAACGGCCGAUCAGACUCCUGGUGCCACUCCCAAAAAGCUGUCAAGUUGGGAUCAAGCAGAGACCCCUGGACAUACCCCUUCCUUAAGAUGGGACGAGACACCAGGUCGUGCAAAGGGAAGUGAGACUCCUGGAGCAACCCCAGGCUCAAAAAUAUGGGAUCCUACACCUAGUCACACACCAGCGGGAGCUGCUACUCCUGGACGUGGGGAUACACCAGGCCAUGCAACACCAGGCCAUGGGGGCGCAACUUCCAGUGCUCGUAAAAACAGAUGGGAUGAAACCCCCAAAACAGAAAGAGAUACUCCUGGGCAUGGAAGCGGAUGGGCUGAGACUCCUCGAACAGAUAGAGGUGGAGAUUCAAUUGGUGAAACACCAACUCCUGGAGCCAGUAAAAGAAAGUCACGUUGGGAUGAAACACCAGCUAGUCAGAUGGGUGGAAGCACUCCUGUUCUGACCCCUGGAAAGACACCAAUUGGCACACCAGCAAUGAACAUGGCUACCCCUACUCCAGGUCACAUAAUGAGUAUGACUCCUGAACAGCUUCAGGCUUGGCGGUGGGAAAGAGAAAUUGAUGAGAGAAACCGCCCACUUUCUGAUGAAGAAUUAGAUGCUAUGUUCCCAGAAGGAUAUAAGGUACUUCCCCCUCCAGCUGGUUAUGUUCCUAUUCGAACUCCAGCUCGAAAGCUGACAGCAACUCCAACACCUUUGGGCGGCAUGACUGGUUUCCACAUGCAAACUGAAGAUAGAACAAUGAAAAGUGUUAAUGACCAGCCAUCUGGAAAUCUUCCAUUUUUAAAACCCGAUGAUAUUCAGUACUUUGAUAAACUUUUGGUUGAUGUUGAUGAAUCAACACUUAGUCCAGAAGAGCAAAAAGAGAGAAAAAUAAUGAAGCUGCUUUUAAAAAUUAAGAAUGGAACACCUCCAAUGAGAAAGGCUGCAUUGCGUCAGAUUACUGAUAAAGCUCGUGAAUUUGGAGCUGGUCCUUUGUUUAAUCAGAUUCUUCCUCUCCUGAUGUCUCCUACACUUGAGGAUCAAGAGCGUCAUUUACUUGUCAAAGUUAUUGAUCGAAUAUUAUACAAACUUGAUGACUUAGUUCGACCAUAUGUGCACAAGAUCCUUGUAGUCAUUGAACCAUUAUUGAUUGAUGAAGAUUACUAUGCUAGAGUGGAAGGUCGAGAGAUUAUUUCUAAUUUGGCAAAGGCUGCUGGUCUGGCUACUAUGAUCUCUACCAUGAGACCUGAUAUUGAUAACAUGGAUGAGUAUGUCCGUAACACAACAGCUAGAGCUUUUGCUGUUGUAGCCUCUGCCCUGGGCAUUCCUUCAUUGUUGCCCUUCUUAAAAGCUGUGUGUAAAAGCAAGAAGUCCUGGCAAGCAAGACAUACUGGUAUUAAGAUUGUACAGCAGAUAGCUAUUCUUAUGGGCUGUGCCAUCUUGCCACAUCUCAGAAGUUUAGUUGAAAUCAUUGAGCAUGGUCUUGUGGAUGAGCAACAGAAAGUUCGGACCAUUAGUGCUUUGGCCAUUGCUGCCUUGGCUGAAGCCGCAACUCCAUAUGGUAUCGAGUCUUUUGAUUCUGUGUUAAAGCCUCUGUGGAAGGGUAUCCGCCAACACAGAGGAAAGGGUCUGGCUGCUUUCUUAAAAGCUAUUGGGUAUCUUAUUCCUCUUAUGGAUGCAGAAUAUGCCAACUACUAUACUAGAGAAGUGAUGUUAAUCCUUAUUCGAGAAUUUCAAUCUCCUGAUGAAGAAAUGAAGAAAAUUGUGCUGAAGGUGGUAAAGCAGUGUUGUGGAACAGAUGGUGUAGAAGCAAACUACAUUAAAACAGAGAUUCUUCCUCCUUUUUUUAAACACUUUUGGCAACACAGAAUGGCUUUGGAUAGAAGAAAUUACCGACAGUUAGUUGAUACUACCGUGGAGUUGGCAAACAAAGUAGGAGCGGCAGAAAUUAUAUCCAGGAUUGUGGAUGAUCUGAAAGAUGAAGCUGAACAGUACAGAAAAAUGGUGAUGGAGACAAUUGAGAAAAUUAUGGGCAACUUGGGAGCAGCAGAUAUUGAUCAUAAACUUGAAGAACAGCUGAUUGAUGGUAUUCUUUAUGCUUUCCAAGAACAGACUACAGAGGACUCAGUGAUGUUGAAUGGCUUUGGCACAGUGGUCAAUGCUCUUGGCAAACGAGUCAAACCUUACUUGCCUCAGAUCUGUGGUACAGUUUUGUGGCGUUUAAAUAACAAAUCAGCUAAAGUUAGGCAACAGGCAGCUGACUUGAUCUCUCGAACUGCUGUUGUCAUGAAGACUUGUCAAGAGGAAAAAUUGAUGGGGCACUUGGGUGUUGUUUUGUAUGAAUAUUUGGGUGAAGAGUACCCUGAAGUAUUGGGCAGCAUUCUUGGAGCACUGAAGGCCAUUGUAAAUGUAAUAGGUAUGCAUAAGAUGACCCCACCAAUUAAAGAUCUCCUGCCUAGACUCACCCCCAUCUUAAAGAACAGGCAUGAAAAAGUACAAGAAAAUUGUAUUGAUCUUGUUGGACGUAUUGCUGACAGGGGAGCUGAAUAUGUGUCUGCAAGAGAAUGGAUGAGGAUUUGUUUUGAGCUUUUGGAGCUCUUAAAAGCUCACAAAAAAGCUAUUCGUAGAGCCACGGUCAACACAUUUGGCUACAUUGCAAAGGCCAUUGGCCCUCAUGAUGUAUUGGCUACACUUUUAAACAACCUCAAAGUCCAGGAAAGGCAGAACAGAGUUUGUACCACUGUAGCGAUAGCUAUCGUCGCCGAAACGUGUUCACCCUUCACAGUACUACCUGCCUUAAUGAAUGAGUACAGAGUUCCUGAGCUGAAUGUUCAAAAUGGAGUGUUAAAGUCACUUUCCUUCUUGUUUGAAUAUAUUGGUGAAAUGGGAAAGGACUACAUUUAUGCUGUAACACCAUUACUUGAAGAUGCUUUAAUGGAUAGGGACCUUGUGCACAGGCAGACGGCUAGUGCAGUGGUGCAACACAUGUCACUUGGGGUUUAUGGAUUUGGUUGUGAAGAUUCACUGAAUCACUUGUUGAACUAUGUAUGGCCCAAUGUGUUUGAGACAUCUCCCCAUGUAAUUCAGGCAGUUAUGGGAGCCCUGGAGGGCCUGAGAGUUGCCAUUGGACCAUGUAGAAUGUUGCAGUAUUGUUUACAGGGUUUGUUUCACCCGGCCCGGAAAGUCAGAGACGUGUAUUGGAAAAUUUACAACUCCAUCUACAUUGGUUCACAGGAUGCUCUCAUAGCACAUUACCCAAGAAUCUACAACGAUGAUAAGAACACCUAUAUUCGUUACGAACUUGACUAUAUCUUAUAA